AUCAUGUCCAAGAUCUGUUUGUACACCUCCCUCCAUGGCUCCUUAAUGCGUGCUACUGGCCAUGGGGAACUGUGGAUGGAUUGGGACAACUUUUCCCAGUAUGGCUGGAGGUGCACCACCAAUGAAAACGAUUACUCAGAGAAAACCCUUAUGGGGAACUGGAAUGAAGGGCGAUAGGAUAUCCAGAGCAAGCAAGCCCAGGCCACUUCCUUUCCCAGGUAUUAUAGUCACUGCUUUGAAACAACAUACUCUUCAGAUUACAAGGGAAAGCAUCAGAGAAUAAAGAGAUUUGAAUGAGAACCUCAUUGGUUUCCAGGCCACCACCCUGAGUUGGAACCUCCUUCAUUCAACCCAACUGCUCAGUCCUGCUACACAAUAGACCACAGGUCUCCAUAUGACAGCAUUUUCUUUCCUUGUGUCCAACACUCAGAGAAGGAAAAAGAAGGAUGCAGGAAAAGCAACAGAAAUUGA
This is a messenger RNA of Leptosomus discolor (cuckoo roller), 471 nucleotides long. Lineage: Eukaryota; Metazoa; Chordata; Aves; Leptosomiformes; Leptosomidae. The record is from RefSeq and is a predicted model, not a curated record.